AUGACGUCACGGAAAAUGUUAACGAAUUUGAUCAGUUAUCGCUUGUUUAUUUUAACAAUUUGCUUUAACAAUUUCCAAAGUACCUGGAAAGAUCCGCAUUUAAAAUGGAAACCCCUAGAGUUUGGUGGAAUUAAAGAAAUUGUAAUAAGUGCCAAAAAUAUAUGGCUACCUGACAUUGCACUUUAUAACAGUGAUCACCAGUUUCGUCCCUUGAAACUGAGUGUUGUUCGACCAACAGUAUAUUAUGAUGGAGACGUUUCUGGUAGUAUUCCUAUUAUGCCAAAAACCACAUGCAAAGUUAACGUAGAAGAUUAUCCGAUGGACACACAGAAAUGUAACAUGGUAUUUGGUUCGCUGACACAUCAUUCGAUAGAGAUACGAAUAAAGAGCUUGAAGAAGAAAUUUGAUCUGAAAUCAUACAUAAUAAAUGGUCAAUGGAAAAUUAUUGGGACUUCGUUGGAAGAGAAAUUGGCGCCGUUACAUAACAGUUCAGAGAACUUUUACCAAGUAGUAUUCACUCUUAAUCUUCGCCGCCGUGUUCUGUACUACAUGAUGUACUUGAUCAUACCUGGCACCUUGAUUGCUCUCUUAGCUUCAAUCAUAUUUGUCCUUCCUCAAGAUUGUAGUGAACGGAUCACUGUCGGAAUGGCAAUUCUUGUCGCCCUGUCGUUUUUCUUCUUGUUGGUGUCAGAAAACAUGCCAGCAACAGGAAGCAUUUCAGCCAUUGCAGGAUAUUAUGCCGUAACAAUGGUUCAAAUGGCUAUAUCUUUCUUCCUUAACGUUCUUAUUUUACGAUUCCAUCACAUGACCGAGGAAAAAGUUCCAAAUUGGAUCAAGAAAUACAUCUUGCAUCAUGGAGCCAAACUCCUUCGAAUGAAAUUUCGACCCAAGAAUGAUGGAAAAGAAAAUCUGAAAGGGCGAAUUAAAUGGUCGGGAUUAAUGGAACGCUUUUGUUCAAAAAUGGUAAAAAAAAAGACAAAGCGAAAUCUCGACGAAAUUACUAUAUUAAAUAAUUUUGACAAACCAAUCAAGCAUUUCUUCGAAACAAAACGAGAAAUGGCAGCGAGAGAUGAAGAGUGGAAAAAAGCAGCUGAGGUACUCAACAAUUUCUCGCUGAUUUUUCACAUCCUGGGAGUAACGCUCACGUUUGGAUUGCUUUUCUUGGAAUAUCUAUUCACAUAGACGCAAAUUAUUGGAAUUCAUCUACC
Dendronephthya gigantea is the source of this 1208-nucleotide messenger RNA. RefSeq names its product neuronal acetylcholine receptor subunit alpha-10-like. Gene Ontology annotation, cellular component: neuron projection; membrane; synapse. The transcript is spliced from 7 exons. Bases 1 to 1182 code for a protein of 393 amino acids. Gene Ontology annotation, biological process: monoatomic ion transmembrane transport; nervous system process; chemical synaptic transmission. Gene Ontology annotation, molecular function: transmembrane signaling receptor activity; neurotransmitter receptor activity; extracellular ligand-gated monoatomic ion channel activity. Lineage: Eukaryota; Metazoa; Cnidaria; Anthozoa; Malacalcyonacea; Nephtheidae. The record is from RefSeq and is a predicted model, not a curated record.